Biomphalaria glabrata is the source of this 3831-nucleotide messenger RNA. Its product is annotated as calpain-B-like. Gene Ontology annotation, biological process: proteolysis. The record is from RefSeq and is a predicted model, not a curated record. The coding region runs from base 114 to 2726 and encodes 870 amino acids. The transcript has 13 exons. Gene Ontology annotation, molecular function: calcium-dependent cysteine-type endopeptidase activity. Lineage: Eukaryota; Metazoa; Mollusca; Gastropoda; Planorbidae. Gene Ontology annotation, cellular component: cytoplasm.
AAGUCACAAACAAAAACAAUUGAUAAAUAUGUGCAAUAGUAUUCUCUUUGUAAUCUGCUUUAGGUCAAAUGUUUCCUCUUAAUGAGGCCUACUGAAGGACUGCUAUUUAAACUAUGGGCUGUGGGUCCAGUCUGCACAGCCCGCAGAACUCAGACAAGAAGAAUGGCACGGAUUCGUCUCCGCCACAGGAUGCCCCAGUGAACAGCCCAGUCAGUGUAAUGAAAGACUCAGCAGAAGAGGAUAUAGUAACAAACGUCAAGAAAGAGAAACGAAAGAAGACUUCGGAACAAGAGGGAAAUGCCGUACAUCCGGGUAACGAAAAACAAACUGGAGAGAGCAGCAAGCCAGAGCGGGGGAAAGAAGAAAAGAAAGUAGAGCCACCCGGUGGUGUUAGCAAUGCACAGAGUCAGCGUCCGGUGAGUAAAAAGGACUUGUACUAUUGUGAUCCGGCAACGGGUUGUUGCGUGUUGAGAUCGAAACUGCCCCAGUCCCCAACCAACGAAGAGGCUUCUCAGACGAAGACCCAUGUCAAUGACCAUGAACAGAAGAAGGGCCCUCGAGACGUCCAACCACUAGACUCAGCCCAACAAGCCCGCCAUCUGCCACGUAAGGAACCGACUGUUCCAACCCAGGAUAAUGUUGCGCCAGGAAAUGAUGCCCGACGCCAUACUUUGCCUGAAACCAACCAGCACGCCUCGCCCCAGCCAAGUCCCCUCGCCCCACACAGAGGUAUAUCAUGUUUACCAGUGCGGCUAAAGAACGCGGCCACAGCGCAGGCCACUGCUGACAGUUUACACAGUCUACAGAGAACUCCUGGCCACGAAAACUCUAUUACUGGCCCUGGAAAAGACAUAAGACAAAAACAAGACAUCUCUCCGGGACGGGACACUAGAUUGAGACAAGACAAAAUUUCAGGCCAUGAUACCAGAAACAGGCAAGAAACUGGGCUUAAAGAAAGUGUGUACAACAAAGACAAAUCUGAAUAUCAAGAUGUAAGGCAAAAUAAGGAUAAACUUAGCGGAAACAAAGAUAAUAGGCCUAUACAGCACAACCUACCACCGCCAGAUAUGUCAACUGGAUUGCAAACAAAAAUCACUGGAGACAAUCACUUACACAUUAAAGAGGCGGAUAAAAACAAACGACAAUAUGAUGAAAAAACAAAUACAAAAUAUCAGUACCAAGGUGGAUUUCAACGGAACAGUGAGUGCUACACAGAAUCAAGUGUUUUUACUGACAAAAUGUUAGGCAUGUCGUUUGAUCAAGAGUUUAAUGAGUUUGUCAACUCCAUACCGCCUGGCUAUCUUUUUGAAGACUUGGAUUUUCCAGCUGAUGUAAAUUCUUUGUUUUUCAAGCCUGUGUUGCCUUCUGGUAAUCUUAUACAGUGGAUGAGACCAUAUCAAUUAGUGGAAGAUGGAACUGUUCCUGAACUUGUCAGCUACUCAGUCAGCAGCAAUGAUAUUAUGCAAGGUAUUCUGGGAGACUGCUGGUUCUUGUCAUGCUGUGCUGCCAUCUCUAAGAAGAAGAGAUUGGUGAAUAAAGUUGUUCCUAAAAAUCAAGUUCUUUAUGGGCCAUCAUAUCGUGGUGUUGUACGCUUUCGUUUUUGGAGAUUUGGUAACUGGAUACAGGUGUUGAUAGAUGAUCGGCUGCCAGUUGUCAAUGGAAAGUUAAUCUAUGGGCGUUGUACUAGUCCCACAGAGUUUUGGGUGGCUCUCAUUGAAAAAGCUUAUGCAAAGCUUCAUGGCUGUUAUGAAGCAUUGGGUGGAGGUAUCACUAAGGAUGCUUUUGUUGACCUGACUGGUGGAGUAGCUGAAAGAUAUGAGCUAAAUGAAUACAGCCCAAUGAUUUAUAAACUGAUUUACAGGGCAAACAAGGCUGGAGGGUUUGUGGCUUGUUCAAGAAAGGGAGACUGGAGAUUGUCCAAUGUAGCUGAUGCCAAUGGUCUUGUCCCUGGCCAUGCAUAUACCAUCACUGAUGCUGUUAUGCUUGCUCACAAAAUGGGAUAUGAAAAACUUUUGUGUAUUAAGAAUCCAUGGGGGGAUGGCACAAAGUGGAAAGGUUCUUGGAAUGAAAAGGAUGCCAACUGGCAGUGGGUGGAGGAAGACUUAAGAGAAAGAAUGCUGAACUUAAGAGAGAUAGGGGAGUUCUGGAUGUCUUACCGUGACUUUCUCCGCCAGUUUGGAGAAGUAACUAUUUGUCACUUGACUCCAGAUCUUGAUGGUGAUGGAGAACCAGAUGAAAUUGGUCACAUGGAGAUAAUUAAAGGUGAAUGGGUUCUGGGUAAAACUGCUGGUGGAUCAAGGAAUAAUUUGGUCAAGUUUAUUACAAAUGACCAGUAUCUUCUAACUAUACUUGAAUCUGAUAGUUUUAACAUAGAAGUGGAUGAUGCAGAGAGUGAAGGCAAAUGUAACAUAGUCAUUGCACUCAUGCAAGAACACAGACAAACAUCACAUAAUGUCAAAGUUUCUAGCUACCAAAUUGGAUUUUUUAUUUAUGAAUCUUCAGAAAGAAUUUACAAGCUGCCUCUUCAGUUCUUUCGGUACAAUCCAGAUUUCGCCAAAACAAAUACUUUCAUAAACUACAGAGAGGUCAGCGGACGGUUUGAGCUUUACCCUGGUCACUAUGUCAUAAUACCAACAACAUUUCUGGAGGACUGCCCUGCUCACUUCAUGCUAAGGGUCUUCGGAGAAAAAAAAUUUCUUUUAAGAGGGCCUCUACUAAAUAGAUAAGAAAAGAUAUGUUCACUACUACAGACAUGUCCACAUCUUAGAGAGACAUUUUGAGAGAAUUAAUGAAUUUAUUCUUCUACCAAGGACAGAUGACAAAAAAUGUGUAGGAAAUAAACAACACAAGGCUCAUUUUUGGACUCACAAAUUGGUUUGAUAUGCUCAUAAUGAUGUGACAAAGUACUUCAGCUUAUUGGGGUUUGAAAUAGAACAAUUUUAUUUUCAUGUUGAACUAUUGUUGCCAGAACAUUUUUUUGUUUUACAUGAGUCAAAUAAGUAAAUCACUUUAAGAUCAUUACAUUGUAUAACCUAACUUUGCAUGCAGUUAGGUUUACAAAUAAUUUUGUUAAUUUUUUUGUAAAAAUAUGAAUCAAAAAUACUACUUGUAUAUGGGUGAACUUCAAAAAGAUAUUCAAGACCAAUAAGCUUAGUAUUCAGUACCAAUAGGCUAAGUCUUCAGGACCAGUAAGCUGAGAGUAGAUGGAUUAUCUGCACAUCGCUGACAUGUACAAGUAGAGUUGUUUAUAUCCUCUUAUCACCUUUUCCUAUUUUAUAAGAGAUAAGGUUUUGGGAUAAAGUUGUUGAAUGGAAGCCAUCUUGCUGUGAACCCAAUUCUUAAAUUCUAACCCAGGGAUAUUUUCUUGGGAGUGACAGUAUUCCUUAGUAAAUUAAGCACAGGUGUUUCUUAGCCUGUGUCAAAUGAAGAAUGGUUUCUCAUGUCCUAAAUUAAACUGUUCUCUCCCCAUCUGAUGAACCAAACUUCACACUACUAAUGACCUAGAAGAAUGAACCUGUUAUAUUUAAAUUUUCAAAUGCCUAAUAACUCUCAGAACAAUGAGAAACUCAUCAUUCCAAUGUUCACUUUGGAUCAUAGUGAUUUGUAUAUUGUGAUAUUUCAUUCUCUUCUCAUUACUGGAUAAUGUUAUGUAAUCAGUUCAUUCAAUAAGACAAAGUGAAUGGACUACAAUGUAAAGAUACUGUUCAAAUAGUUUUGUAAACAUUCCCUCCAAUAUCUAUGUGUGCUAUGCACAUUUGUAUUAAAUUUUAGUUUUUAUAAAAUAAAGUCUUAUUAAUGCAUGUGUAUGUUGAAUAAAAUAAGCUCAAACUA